Meloidogyne enterolobii is the source of this 1560-nucleotide messenger RNA. Lineage: Eukaryota; Metazoa; Nematoda; Chromadorea; Rhabditida; Meloidogynidae. The record is from the annotation of a GenBank genome assembly.
UCAAUGGGCAAAAAACAGCAUCAAAGUGAUAAAUUGUAUUUGACAACAAAAGAAUGGAGAGAUGUAUAUGGGGGUCACAAAGAUGAUACUGCUACAAAGAUUCAAAGAGCACAAUUUAAACGUCUUCCUUUCACCCAUUGUGCUCUUUCUUUUCUUCCUUUUGAAGACCCUGUCUGCACUCCUGAUGGAAUUAUUUACGAUUUAAGUCAUAUUACUCCUUAUAUUAAAAAACAUGGAUUAUGUCCUGUUUCUGGCAAAAAAUUGUCAAAUAAGGACUUGACUGUACUCACUUUUGCUAAAGACAAGGAUGGAAGUUUUCGUUGUCCAGUUACCUAUAAAAUCUUUACUCAAACAAGUAUUAUUGCCGCAAUUCGCACAACAGGAAAUGUUUACUCUAUGGAAGCAAUUGAUGAGCUUAAUUUGAAAAGGAAUCAUUUAAAAGAUUUAUUAACUGAUAAGACAUUUCAACGAAAAGAUAUUAUAAUCCUUCAAGACCCCCAAAAUUUGGAUAAAUUUAAUAUCGAACAUUUUUAUCAUGUUCAGUUUGACACAAAAACAAAGGAAACCCUUUUAGAAGAAAAAUUAGCUAUGCAAAGUCCAAAAUAUUUUUUAAAUUCUUUAAAUAAUGAAGCGAAAGAAGCACUUUCGCAAUUGGAAAAACAAUAUGUUCAAAAGACUGAAGAAAAACCAAAAGAAUUAAUUGCUGAUUCUAUAAAUGCUGCACAUUUUUCGCAAGGAAAAGUAGCUGCUGGAUUGACUUCAACGACAAUGGAGCCUGUAACAAAUAAUAAAGCAGCUAUUUUGGAUGAAGAUGAUGUUAAAUAUUCUCGGGUGACUCGUAAUGGUUAUGUUCGUAUUGUAACAAAUUUUGGACCUUUAAAUUUGGAGCUAUUUUGUAAACACGCUCCACGCGCGUGUGAAAACUUCAUUGUUCACUGUAGAAAUGGAUAUUAUAAUAAUACAAUAUUUCAUAGAAUUGUUUCUGGAUUUGUGCUUCAAGGUGGUGAUCCUACUGGCACUGGAACUGGUGGUGAAUCUAUUUGGGAUAGGCCAUUCAAAGAUGAAUUUCAAGGCACUUACAAACAUGACCAAAGGGGUAUUCUCAGCAUGGCUAAUCGAGGAACUGAUACUAACCGUUCACAAUUUUUCAUAACAUUUGCUGCCUGUCCAAAUUUAGAUGGAAAACAUACAGUUUUUGGACGUUUAGUUGGCGGGGCAACAACAUUAUGUGCUAUAGAAAAUGUCGAAACUGAUAAAGAAGAUCGACCGCUAGAAGAUGUAAAAAUUAUGGCUGCUGAAGUUUUUGUUGAUCCAUUUGAAGCGGCGGCUGAGGCAGUCAAGAUGGAAAGAAAAGCUUUGGCUAUUAAAGCAAAUUCUACCUCAUCAGAAGAAGAAACUAAUCGAAAUAAACAACAACAGACAGAAAUUCAAAAACCAAAAUCAUACUCUUCAGGUGUAGGGAAAUACAUUAAACCAGAAAUUAGAAUUGCAGUUAGGAGAGCAGCGAAUGAAGAUACAUCAACGAUAGAAAUAAAGAAAAAAGUACCACCGAUUUUAUAA